Molecule: messenger RNA, 6927 nt
Organism: Penicillium atrosanguineum
Lineage: Eukaryota; Fungi; Ascomycota; Eurotiomycetes; Eurotiales; Aspergillaceae
Product: putative THO complex component (Rlr1)
Exons: 2
Coding region: 1-6927 (2308 amino acids)
Biological process (GO): mRNA processing; mRNA export from nucleus
Cellular component (GO): THO complex part of transcription export complex
Molecular function (GO): mRNA binding
Source: RefSeq, a predicted model, not a curated record
AUGGCGCCCGGGCAGGGUGGGAAGCGAAAGCGUAGUGAACGCUCAUACUCCGGUGACUCGGCGAGUAACGAAGCCUCGCGACCCUCCCCUCAUCGUCCUAGCACGCUCAAUAUGGCGCACCACCAUGGGAACCAAUCCAGCCAAUCCAGAGAACAAAAUGAUAUGCGUGACCGAUCGCGCCGGCAAUCAAACCGUGGCGGCGGUAACCGACACAAUUCUCGCCGUGGCUCAUAUGAAAGCCAGCAGAAUUUUUCGAGUUCACAGCACAGGGAGCCUAGCGCGAUGUCUCCUCCUCCUCCUCCGACUCAGUCCAGGGAGGGCACAGAGACUGUGCAACCAAACGGCGAGUCUGGGGCGGCCCAACCCACCCCUUCCCCGACACCGAACACUCCGGCCGCGCAGUCGCAGACGCAACCCCAAUCUCACACCGAAUCCGAACGACCUGUAAGUCGCCCAUCCGGCCCUUCCUCUCCAUAUGACUAUGAGUAUGUCACGGACACAGUCGUAGAGGAAUGGUCAUCGACCGGAAAGCAAAAAGUCGUGGAAGAAGGAAUUUCGGCUCGGGUGCAAGAGAAUCUCGCCGGUCUAGCUUCAGUCUACCAGGAGCUCAUUAGAUCUGCUAUCUAUGGACGACUGUCACCUUCGGAGGCAGGGACCGCUGUCAAAGAGAUUCUUGGCGAUGAUUCUGCGUCCCAGCUUGUGGAAAUGGAAGGCGAAGAAGCUAAAGCUUCAACCUCCGUCUUUGAUUCACGUUCUUUAUUCCUCGAUACCCUUUCUAUCAUCACCGAUUCCGACACCUCCAACCCCGGUCUCAAACCUCUUGUCUUUGCGACUUCGAUUUCCCCUGCUCUCAUGCGACUCCAACUUGAAACGCCUUUGCUGCAAUCCCUAGGAUUGGUUCGUGAGACCUUUGCCCGCAUGGGAAUCCGCAAGCAAACCAAUUUGCUCUACCGCCAAUCCAACUACAACCUUCUUAGAGAAGAGUCGGAGGGAUAUUCAAAGCUUCUCACUGAGCUUUUCGCCACUAGCGGCAACGAGCCGCCAUCAAGCGAAGUGGUUGAAGACACCUUCGAAAGGGUAAAGGCUAUGAUUGGCGCAUUUGACAUGGAUGUUGGUCGAGUUCUAGAUGUGACAUUGGACGUGUUCGCUGCUGUGUUAGUCAAACAAUUUCGGUUCUUCGUGAAGUUGUUGCGAGUUAGCUCCUGGUGGCCCAAAGAAAACGAGACCACACGAGAGGCCCUUCACAACUUCGGUUUGCCAAAUUGGGCACUUCCAGGCUCUGCAGGCUGGAUUACGACAGACGAGGAACAAAUCGCUAUUAUGAAAUCAAAUGAAGAACGCGAUCGAAAGUUCUGGGAUCGAGCGCGAGAGGUCGGUAUACAAGCUUUCUUCGAGAUCGGGCACAAGUCGAUUUCAGAGGAAGAGCGACUUCAAUCCCUUGCAGAGGGUAACAAUUUAUCCGAAGAAGAAGCAGCAACACGGACAUGGAUUCAAGAGACAGGAACGUUGCCACCAAAGGGCAAUCGAGUGGCAGCGCAACUUCUCGGAUUCAAGCUGCGGUUCUACGCCUCUUCUGUUCGUUCCAAGGACGAUGUGCUGCCAGAUACCCUCAUCUAUUUAUCUGCGUUGCUCAUCAAAGUGGGCUUUAUUUCUCUGCGCGACCUCUACACUCACCUCUGGAGACCCGAUGAGACGAUGGAGGAGUUGAAGACCGAGAAGAUGACUGAAAAAGCGGAGAGAGAAAAGGCUGCUCGGCCGGGUGGCGGAAUCAACGCUCUCAUGCUUGCCGGUGCGCUCUCGGACGACACGAUCCCACCCCCACGUCUUCGCGAGGACUCGCGCAAGGCCACUCCGUCAAAGGACCAAGAGGCCGACAAAAAUUCUGCCAAGACAGAAAAUGAUCUACCAGACCCGAUUGAACAGAAGGUGUUGCUUCUCAAGAGUCUUCUCCUAAUUGGUGCCAUCCCGGAAGCCCUCUUCAUCAUCAGCAAAUUCCCCUGGUUGAUGGAUGGCUUCCCCGAACUACCUGACUUCAUCCACCGUAUUCUUCAUCAGUCGCUGAGCAAGGUCUACUCGUUGCUUCGCCCCCUCCCUGGAAAAGACCUUGCCGGCCAGCGACAGAUUCUAAGCACCGACCAGUCUGGUCUGCCGAAGGGCGAGAUUCGACUUGCGCAGCCAUCGGCGAAACGAACGCUCAGAUGGGCCAAAAUCGACACAGACGACGAGAAUGAAGGCAUCGCCUACCGAUUCUACUGGGACGAAUGGUCAAACAACAUCCCAAUCUGUCAGUCUGUAGAUGACGUCUUCGCCCUCUGCUCGUCUUUCCUUAACCUCUCCGGUCAUAAGAUUGGACAGGAUGCAAGCUUGCUCUCGAAACUAGCGCGUAUCGGCAAGGAUAGUCUGUCUAAUGACGCUUCAGAAGAAAACAGAACUCGCUGGCGGGAUCUCUGCAAGCGCCUGUUGUUACCUUCUGUCAGUUUGACCAAAGCCAACCCUGGGGUCGUCAACGAGGUGUUCGACCUUCUUAGCUUCUUCCCUCGUGAAGUCCGGUACAACAUGUACGCGGAAUGGUACUCUGGCCAGACAUCUAGAUUGCCUGACAUCAAAUCUGCCUUUGACCAGGCGAGGGCCGAGACCAAGGACGUGCUGAAGCGACUCAGCAAAACCAACACCAGGCCCAUGGCUCGCGCACUAGCCAAGAUUGCUUACGCUAACCCCGGAAUUGUCAUCAACGUCGCCAUCAGUCAGAUUGAAUCGUACGAAAAUCUCAUCGAGGUCGUUGUCGAGUGCGCGCGCUAUUUCACUAAUCUGGGCUACGACAUUCUCACUUGGUCUCUCAUCAAUUCUCUUGGCCAGAAGGGAAGAAGUCGUGUGCAGGAGGGUGGUCUGCUUACCAGCCGUUGGCUAAACGCUCUAUCCACCUUCGCCGGCCGAGCUUUCAAGCGAUAUUCGAUCAUGGAUCCCACCCCGUUGCUGCAAUAUGUCGUGGAGCAACUGCGUCACAAUAACUCUACCGACCUGAUUGUUUUGGAACAAAUGAUUGUGUCCAUGGCUGGCAUCAUCACAGACACCAACUUCAAUGAUGCUCAAGUCCAAGCCAUGGCUGGCGGAGAGAUCCUCCAGGCACAAACUAUUCUGCAGCUCCUGGACAAGCGACACGAGUCCAAGACCACUUCGAAGCGGCUGAUCAAGUCGCUCACCCACACUCGCCUCGCAGGUCAAUUACUUGUCGCCAUUGCCCAGGAACGUUUGACAUGUGUUUACAAUGAGUCCUCAUCGGAACUCAAACUCCUCGGAAACAUCUUCGACGAAAUUCACCGGAUCCUCACCCAGUACCUGGACUUGCUGCGGAGUAAUCUAUCGAUAGAAGAGUUUGACUCUUUUGUGCCCGACUUUGCCGCUUUAGUCAAAGAGUUUGGCGUUCAGCCCGAGAUUGCUUUCUGGAUUCGCCGAGCCAGCAUUUCCAAGAAGAUAGCCGAGGUUGAAUCAUCGAAGCUGGAGACAGAGUCAUCGACGAAGGAAAUCACCGAGACUCUACCUCAGCCCAGUGAUGAGAAUCAGAUGGACACUGCAGACGACGGGAAUGAGACACCCAAGAUCAACCAGAGCUCCGCCGAGACAGAUAUGGACGUCGACAAAGAAGAGGUCGCCGCUGCGCUUCUAUCAUCCAACCCCGUGAUGCAAGAUCUAAUUGACAAUGUCAAGACCGCCUUGCCUGCCGAAACAUGGGAGGUGAUUGGCCCGCACUUCUAUGCAACCUUCUGGCAACUGGAUCUUUACGAUGUUCAUGUGCCCGGUCAAUCCUACGAUGAAGAGAUGGGACGGUUGAAGAAACGAAUCAUGACCAUCUCCAACGACCGGUCUGAUCUGAGUUUAGCUGGCUCCCAGCGCAAGGACAGAGACAGGAAGGCUGUUACUGAUCUCCGUGAUCGACUUCUGCAGGAAAACAGGAGCCAUUUGACCGCAUACAGCCAGACUCGCUCUCGUUUGUUGAAGGAGAAGGAACAGUGGUUCGCUGGCAUGCGCCUCAAGCACGAUGUCUUGAACAUUGCUUUGCUAGAGCAAUGCUUCCUCCCUCGAUUGCUUUUAUCACCACUUGAUGCCUUCUUCUGUUUCAAGCUGCUGAAGUUCCUGCACAGCUCAGGUACCCCCAACUUCCGAACUGUUGGCCUACUCGAUCAACUCUUCCGCGAGCAAAGACUCACAGCCCUGAUCUUUCUGUGCACCUCCAAAGAAGCCGACAACCUGGGGCGCUUCCUCAAUGAAAUUUUGCGCGAUCUCUCUCGCUGGCAUGCCGAUAAGGCUGUCUAUGAAAGAGAAGCCUUUGGCACUAAGAAAGACCUACCUGGAUUUGCUAAGAAUGUCGGACCUGAGGGCGUGCCGCUGGCCUUCUUGGAGUUCGAGGACUUCCGCCGUCUUCUCUACAAGUGGCACCGCCUGUUCUCCGUUGCUCUCAAGACUUGUCUUAAUAGCGGCGAGUACAUGCACAUUCGAAACGCGAUCAGUGUCCUCAAGGCAGUUGUCCAGCACUUCCCUGCUGUGAACUGGAUCGGUCGCGACAUGUUGAACUGUGUCAACACACUUAGUAAAAAUGACGAGCGAGACGACGUCAAAAUCCCUGCGGCAUCCUUGAUCGGUGAUCUAAACCGCCGUGAGAAGAAGUGGAUGCUUCCUCAAGCAUUCAACAUGGUCAAAACUGGCACCCAGCCGCCUGCUGAUGGCAAGAGCGGCACUCCGCAGCCACAAACCGGGACUCCCAAUUCACUUAAUGCUUCUGCUCCAGAAUUCCAGCCUACAUCCGGACAACCUGGUGACGGAUCAGCCAGCCAAGAAGAAUCUGGCAAGAUGGAAGUCGAGGAUGGUGAGAUUGAGGAUGCGAAAAUGGCCGAUGCAGCCUCCGCGAAGGGACUGGAGGAUGCAAAGACAGCAGAGCCUGGUACUGAUUCUGGAACUUCCACGGUCAUGGAUACGGGUAACGACGAGCGGCCUGAUAUUCGUGGGCAGCUCGAACCUCCCGUGCGACCCCGGCCAGGCUCUCGAGCCUCCGACUCGGCUCGCCCAUCUGAUAUCCCGAGACGACCAGAGCCUGAUCGUUCAACAUCACGGCGUCAACAGCAAGGCCGUCCUCCACACGGUGACGGCAGGCUUCCUCCGCGCCCUGAUAUGAAAGCAGACGACCGACGCGACAGACUUUCUGAUUUCAACCCGCGUACUCGUCAUGGAAACCCUGAUCUUCGCUCUUUCGAUACUCCAAAUGUCCGCGAUCGCUUUGGUAUGAGACCUCUACCAGACGAGCCAAUGCGCGGUCAACCUUACCGUGACAGCCGUCUGCCGCGAGAGCCAGAAUGGAAUAAUGAUCGCCCUGGCCGUCUGCGUCCUGAUCCAUUCCAUCCUCGCGACGGACCAGCUCGUGAUGAACUUAUGCCUGAUUUCCCCGACCGCCCCAUCGACGGCCCUCGUCGCGGAGAGCCAAUGCGACCUGACCGGCCUCCGCGUGCUUUGUCGCCCUCCAGAUCCGAUCUCCCUAAUCGCCCUGAGCGAUUUCCAGAUGACCGCCGAGGUGCCAACUUCACCCAGCUUCCUCCUCGCGAUGAAUUCCCUCGAGGCCCACGAGACCGUGCUGCUGAUCCGAGAGAUGCUGGCCCCGGCCCUGACUUGAAUCACGGUCGGCUGCGUCAACCUGACGCUCAAUCCGAGAUCCCCUCUGGGCCACGAGGCUCAAGGAACCCUCGUGGUCGCAAUGUCUCUGGUCGCCCGUCCAAUGGAAAAGCACCUACUCCCGAACGCCAGGUGCCCACGGGCCCUGCUCGACAAGGUGGGCGCGGCGGCCCCGAGCAGUCCCCUGCCACUCCUGCCCCUGCCCCUCCCUCCGAGGCUUCCGCUGCACUCGGUAUCCACCCUGAUAGAGUACGCAAUAUCGUCGACGACAAGCCAUCUCAGCAACGCCAGCCAGCUGCCAUGACACCACCCUCUGGCCCUCGGGGAGGACCCAACCAACAACAAACUCCCCGUGGCCCUGGCGGGGAUCGUAAUCGUAGUGACAAGCGUUUUGCCGGCAUCAACAAUAUGCUCCAACAGACAAACAACCCCGCUGAGCGUGGCAAUGCCACUCCACCUGCCCGAGGGAAAGGUGGAAGCCGACAAUCAGAUGCCGGGGACACAUCUUCUCCACAGACAUCAAAUCGCCCACCCACAGGCCCGGCCUCAUCCCAGGACGAUGGUCAGCGCAACCGCUCUGCGCGAGGCGGUGACUUGCUUGACGACGGCGGUCCCGACAACCGCCGUUCAGGAGGCCGAGAUCGAAAUCGUGAAAAGGACCGCGAGCGCGAGCGUCGUGGUGAAGAGAGCGCCAACGGCGGUGGCGGUAAUCGACGUGAAGAACGCCGCAACCGCGACCCUGACCGCGAGCGCAGUCGCAGAAGUGACGUUGGUGGAGGUGCUGGUCGAGAGGAGAAGGAGCGUGAUAAAGAACGCCAUGGUGAGUCUCGUGAGAGCCUGCGCCGGGCCAACAGCUCGCGCGAAGAGACAAGACGCCGGGACCGACGUGAUCGUGACGAUGGGCCACCCGACGCGAGCGGCCCUGCUCCUGGCAACGCCAAUGAUGAGGGCCGUCUUCGCCCGCCGUCGUCCACGGGAGCCCCUCCACCUCCACCACCUCCACCGCCGCCUCCUCUUCCCACCGAUGAACAGGGUACCCCUCGCCGCUGGGGCUCUGGUGGCGGAGACCGAGGUAACCGCAACGAAAACCGGGAUCGCGAACGUGACCGCCGUGGUGACCGUGGCCGAGACCGGGAACACCGCGACAGUGGUGGCUCCGGAGGACAUCGCAAGCGCGGACGUCCCAACCCCGAAGAAAAUACCGGUGACGGAAACGUCCGAGGCCCGAGGAUGGGAAAUGAUAGCAAGCGCCCUCGUCGUGGAGCGUGA